AAAAGAAAUCGUUGUCCUUUGAAUUUGUCAUUCAGUUUCAUCAUCUGUUACGCAGCGUCAACGAAAAUUUAGAAGCUAUAUCAGUAGAAGAAAUAUUACCUUUGAAAGAGAAUUAUAAGAUUAAACACUUGGUCAGGGGCUGCAGAGCGAGCUGUUGACUUUAGUGACUUCCUCAAAAGUCGAGCUUAAGGCGGGGAGAAAGUUUAUAAGCAACGACGACACAUCACAUUGGAGACUUUAGAAAUUAUUUCAUAUGACGAAAGUUGAGUUAUGGCGCUCAUACCACAGUCGCAGUUCAACAAGCCAUGGUUUUUAACACUUUUCCUCAUAAUCGCAAUUAUACAACUUUUUCUUGCAUCUUCUGCCAUUUAUGGUUAUUCCUCAAUCCUUGUCAUUUUUAAAAAGAUGAAAUUUUAUCAAUAUUUAUGCGAAACAAAAAAUUUAACAGGAUCACCAAACAAAACAGUUGUAGUAAGCGAGACUCUAACAUGUAAUGAUCAAGACAAAGCUUUAAACCUUUUGUUUGUUCUUGGUUGGCUGUUUCAUAAUUUGGUCAAGCUUGUUACUGGUCCGCUAGUGGAUAGAGUUGGCCCACAAGUUUCACAAUAUAUAUCAUGCGUCUUCCUUCUGCUUUUCGGAUUUACAUUGGCAUACGCAAAAGAAGGUUUAGAGUACUUAGUGUUUAUAGCAUUCUUCGAGUUGGCAAUUGGUUCAUCAAUUACUCUGUUAACUUGUUUCCAGGUAGUCAACAUACUGUUCAAGGAAAACAAAGCUAUAUUUAUUUGUCUUAUGAGUGGUGCGAUUGAUGCAUCCACAGCUGUUUUCAUCCUGUUCUUGGCUAUUUUUGAAUCCGACUUACCGUUAUCAACCAUUUCAAUGAGUUAUGGUUGCUUAAUGGUUGUGUUUAUGGUAAUGGUGACAACAAUCUUCUUUCCGAGCAAAUAUGAACUCAGUGUUGUUAUCGAUGAGGAUGUCAAAGAUAUGCUUAAUCCCAACACAAAAAACAAGGAUUUUGUAAAGUUUUCAAAGGAAUUAACGGCGAGUUAUCAAGGCGGAGUAACGUCGAGUUAUAGUGCUUACAAACACUCGAUAGAAAAAACGCUGUUGGAGAUGUCUGCUGAUGAGCGAAGAACCGAGUUAAGUUUAAGUUUGUCGCGUUCAAUGGGUUUUAGUUGGUCUCAGUCGGAACUGUGUUCUUCAAUGGAUUCUGUUGACAAAAGGGGAAGAUAUGGUGUAAUUCAAGAAAAUACAUAUGGUUAUGGUGUUGAUCAAUACGGACUCCAAAAACUUGCCAAUGCAAGUAACGAAGAAAGUCCAUUGAUAUCUUCUGUGGAGAAAAAUUUCAUGUGUGAUCCAGAUAAGACUUUUCUGCAGUGUUUCUUUUCCAAGUUUAACUUUUUGUGUAUCUUGACUGUUGCGAUAAUGAUGCUUAAAUUGGUGUAUUUUGUUGGAAAUAUUGACAAGUACCUUCGAAAUAUCGUCGACGAGGAAGAAGCCGUGGUAUACGUCAAAUAUUUCGGCACAAUACAGUUUGUCGGUAUAUUAGUUGGUCCUAUCGCCGGCUUGUUAUUUAUGCAUAAUAAAUUAUCAUGUAAAAAAACUGAGACAAUUGCUAGAACAGUUGAACAACAAAAAUUUGACGACAUUCGAAGUUUAAUUAUGCCAAUACUAGUCAGCAUUAUCGUCAUGCAGUUGUUGAAUGGUUUGCAGUUAUUUGAACAGUUGUAUCUUUCGUUUCCGAUUUUUCUGGUAUAUUUGCUUGGAAACGGUUUGAUGUGGUGUACUGUCACUUAUUUUUACGCUUUACUAUUUCCACCACAAUAUUAUUGUUCUCUGUAUGGAUAUAAUGGCGUCAUGUGCGGUUUGUUUUGCCUUAUGCAAUAUCCAAUGUUGUACAUCGAACAAUCGUAUUUCAAAAAUCAACAAUUUUACACAAAUGUUGUGUUUCUUGGCUUGCUCCUGUUACCACUCUCACUGCCCGCAUAUUUGAAGUAUUAUUGUUGGCGAUAUGAAAAACAAGAUGAGUCACUUGUAUUGGAAAAUUCGAACGAGAAGAUAUAAUUUGGUGGAGUAGUAUUUAUAUAAGAUUUAACUCAGCCUAUGUAUUGUGAAAUUCACACGAGAAGUUAUAAAUUCGUGGAGUAGUAUUUAUAUAAGAUUUAACUCAGCCUAUAUGUAUUGUGAAAUUCACACGAGAAGUUAUAAAUUGGUCGAGUAGUAUUUAUAUAAGAUUUAACUCAGCCUAUAUGUAUUGUGAAAUUCACACGAGAAGUUAUAAAUUCGUGGAGUAGUAUUUAUAUAAGAUUUAACUCAGCCUAUAUGUAUUGUGAAAUUCACACGAGAAGUUAUAAAUUCGUGGAGUAGUAUUUAUAUAAGAUUUAACUCAGCCUAUAUGUAUUGUGAAAUUCACACGAAAAAUUAUAAAUUGGUCGAGUAGUAUUUAUAUAAGAUUUAACUCAGCCUAUAUGUAUUGUGAAAUUCACACGAGAAGUUAUAAAUUCGUGGAGUAGUAUUUAUAUAAGAUUUAACUCAGCCUAUAUGUAUUGUGAAAUUCACACGAGAAGUUAUAAAUUCGUGGAGUAGUAUUUAUAUAAGAUUUAACUCAGCCUAUAUGUAUUGUGAAAUUCACACGAGAAAUUAUAAAUUGGUCGAGUAGUAUUUAUAUAAGAUUUAACUCAGCCUAUAUGUAUUGUGAAAUUCACACGAGAAAUUAUAAAUUGGUCGAGUAGUAUUUAUAUAAGAUUUAACUCAGCCUAUAUGUAUUGUGAAAUUCACACGAGAAAUUAUAAAUUCGUGGAGUAGUAUUUAUAUAAGAUUUAACUCAGCCUAUAUGUAUUGUGAAAUUCACACGAGAAAUUAUAAAUUGGUCGAGUAGUAUUUAUAUAAGAUUUAACUCAGCCUAUAUGUAUUGUGAAAUUCACACAAGAAAUUAUAAAUUGGUCGAGUAGUAUUUAUAUAAGGUUUAACUCAGCCUAUAUGUAUUGUACAAUCCACACGAGAAAUUAUAAAUUUGUGGAGUAGUAUUUAUAUAAGAUUUAACUCAGCCUAUAUGUAUUGUGAAAUUCACACAAGAAAUUAUAAAUUGGUGGAGUAGUAUUUAUAUAAGAUUUAACUCAGCCUAUAUGUAUUGAGAAAUUCACACGAGAAGAUAUAAAUUGGUCGAGUAGUAUUUAUAUAAGAUUUAACUCAGCCUAUAUGUAUUGUGAAAUUCACACGAGAAAUUAUAAAUUGGUGGAGUAGUAUUUAUAUAAGAUAUAACUCAGCCUAUAUGUAUUGUGAAAUUCAUACAAGAAAUUAUAAAUUGGUCGAGUAGUAUUUAUAUAAGAUUUAACUCAGCCUAUAUGUAUUGUGAAAUUCACACGAGAAGUUAUAAAUUGGUGGAGUAGUAUUUAUAUAAGAUUUAACUCAGCCUAUAUGUAUUGUGAAAUUCACACGAGAAGUUAUAAAUUCGUGGAGUAGUAUUUAUAUAAGAUUUAACUCAGCCUAUAUGUAUUGUACAAUCCACACGAGAAAUUAUAAAUUGGUGGAGUAGUAUUUAUAUAAGAUUUAACUCAGCCUAUAUGUAUUGUGAAAUUCACACGAGAAAUUAUAAAUUCGUGGAGUAGUAUUUAUAUAAGAUUUAACUCAGCCUUUAUGUAUUGUACAAUCCACACGAGAAAUUAUAAAUUGGUGGAGUAGUAUUUAUAUAAGAUUUAACUCAGCCUAUAUGUAUUGUGAAAUUCACACGAGAAAUUAUAAAUUGGUCGAGUAGUAUUUAUAUAAGAUUUAACUCAGCCUAUAUGUAUUGUGAAAUUCACACGAGAAGUUAUAAAUUCGUGGAGUAGUAUUUAUAUAAGAUUUAACUCAGCCUAUAUGUAUUGUGAAAUUCACACGAGAAAUUAUAAAUUGGUCGAGUAGUAUUUAUAUAAGAUUUAACUCAGCCUAUAUGUAUUGUGAAAUUCACACGAGAAAUUAUAAAUUGGUCGAGUAGUAUUUAUAUAAGAUUUAACUCAGCCUAUAUGUAUUGUGAAAUUCACACGAGAAAUUAUAAAUUCAUGGAGUAGUAUUUAUAUAAGAUUUAACUCAGCCUAUAUGUAUUGUGAAAUUCACACGAGAAAUUAUAAAUUGGUGGAGUAGUAUUUAUAUAAGAUUUAACUCAGCCUAUAUGUAUUGUGAAAUUCACACAAGAAAUUAUAAAUUGGUCGAGUAGUAUUUAUAUAAGAUUUAACUCAGCCUAUGUAUUGUACAAUCCACACGAGAAAUUAUAAAUUUGUUGAGUAGUAUUUAUAUAGGAUUUAAAACAGUCUAUAUGUAUUCAUGGAUUGUAAAAUUCACACGAGAAAUUAUAAAUUUGUGGAGUAGUAUUUAUAUAGGAUUUAAAACAGCCUAUAUGUAUUCAUGGAUUGUAAAAUUCACACGAGAAGUUACAACUUGGUGGAGUAGUAUUUAUGCAAAACCUAUUGUUCUUACAUGGUUUGUUAUUAAUUACGACAUAUUAUUGGUGUAGUAUUUAUAUACUCUUUUUAUAUGUGUAGCUUAUUUUUUUGUACAUUAAUAUUUUUAAAAAUCAGUGUUUUCUUCUAAA
Messenger RNA from Hydractinia symbiolongicarpus, 4564 nucleotides. Its product is annotated as large neutral amino acids transporter small subunit 4-like. The transcript is spliced from 14 exons. Lineage: Eukaryota; Metazoa; Cnidaria; Hydrozoa; Anthoathecata; Hydractiniidae. The record is from RefSeq and is a predicted model, not a curated record. The coding region runs from base 271 to 2061 and encodes 596 amino acids.